CAUCCUCCGAGGAUCACCUGCCUAUCACACCACAAUUAGUUAUUAUACCAAAAUGAAAUCGUUUGUGGUACUAUCAGCUGUAUUAGCAGUAGCGUUCGCCCAGGCGCAGCAGUAUACGAUCCCAAUCAUCAGUUACCAGCAGGACUCGAAUGUUGACGGAAGCUAUCAAUACAGCUACGAGACGGGCAAUGGCAUCGCAGCACAGGAGCGCGGCUACUUGAAGAACGCGGGCAUCAAGGAUGCGGAGGCGCAGGUUGCUGAAGGCUCCUUCAGCUACACCUCGCCCGAAGGCGUGCCCAUCUCUCUCAGAUACACUGCUGACGAAAACGGAUUCCGCCCCGAGGGCGCCCAUUUGCCAACUCCCCCACCGAUCCCAGAAGCCAUCGCGCGCGCCCUGCAGUACAUCGCGUCUCAACCUCAGCAGAAUCAAUUCCAACCUCAACAACAGUUCCAACCACAAGGUUUCCAACCACGAGGAAACUUCGCUUCCCUUGGUUAAUAAUUAUAACGAUUUAGAAAGAAAAGUCAAUCGACCUACACGAUGCUGAGUAAGAUACUCAUGAGAGGCUCAUUGAGUAGAGAUUUGUAACUGUGAUUUAAUUAAUUCUAAGAACAUUAAAC
Amyelois transitella is the source of this 621-nucleotide messenger RNA. Its product is annotated as endocuticle structural glycoprotein SgAbd-2. The transcript has 4 exons. Gene Ontology annotation, cellular component: chitin-based extracellular matrix. Gene Ontology annotation, molecular function: structural constituent of chitin-based larval cuticle. NCBI's taxonomy places the organism in Eukaryota, Metazoa, Arthropoda, Insecta, Lepidoptera, Pyralidae. The coding region runs from base 53 to 499 and encodes 148 amino acids. The record is from RefSeq and is a predicted model, not a curated record.